AUGGAGGCCGUCUUCAUCCCGAUGGAGUCGAUUGCCAUAUCCAACGUCACCAUUAUCAUGGUCGGCAUGUCAAUCUUCGCGACACCGAGCUGGGGUCAGAGACGCGGAGGCGACGGCUCCGCAGCGGGCUCGCCGCCCACCAAGAAGCAGGUCUCGGAGCUACUGCCGGGCGGCGAGGACGUCAGCACAGUCGCGAAGUUGCGAGUGGUACCCACGAAGCUGUCGCUCGUGAACGCCGCGGACAUCCGGGAGGUCACGGGCGCGCUGUGGAACAUUAUGACGGCGGACGGUAAGGGCAUUGUCGCCACGCGCAUGCUCGGGCAAGGUCGCGUCUACUACGAGGCUGCCAAGACCGCCAAGAACGACCCUGCCGCUCAAGAGGCCCCGGGGCAACCCUACGCGCGCGUCUUCGCGGGGCUCAUGCAGGGCGUCGCGGAGCACAGCAACUUGGACGAAUCUACGAUGGUACCACAGGCGGAUCCGCUCGGCAAAGUGCUGCGCUGCAAAUGCAAGCCCGCCAAGCCGAAGGAGGGCAGACCAAGGUUAGCGAAAGUCACCGUCGCGAUGGGCGCCGAGCACGACUCCCUGCAGCGCAUCUGGGCCAAAUCACUCGCGAUGAACGGCGGGGUUCUCAAGCGCGGGUCCGCGCCCCGCGGCCCACUCAAGAGGGCGGCGCAGGAGUGCGGCACCACGUUCCAGGGGCAGCCCUCGAGGUACGCGCGCCGCGCCGCGGGGGUGCGGGGGCUGCUGGCCUACAACCGCGAGGCGGGCGUGACGGAGCAGGAGUACGACGAGUGGCUCUACACCGUGCACUACCACGACCUCCUAGCGAACCCUGCUCUGCGCGGCAUCACCCUGAGCACGGUGCUUGCGGAGAAGCCCAUCUUGUCUUCUGGCUUAGAGGUGGGUGUCGACCCAGCCACCAGCUUCUGGCGCCUUGUAGAGCUGCACUUCGACAGCCUGCAAGACUACCGGCAGUACGUCGAGUGGUUCAAGUCGCACGUCAUCCCGCAGCCGCGGACGCCUGCUGGCAGGUCUUCCUUCCGCUUCUACGUCCUCUCGUCGGCCGAGGAGAUGGUUCGCUUGGGCCCCGCGUCCUGA
This is a messenger RNA of Prorocentrum cordatum, 1101 nucleotides long. The record is from the annotation of a GenBank genome assembly. Lineage: Eukaryota; Dinophyceae; Prorocentrales; Prorocentraceae.